AUGCUGGUGGUCAGUCGUCCUGAUCCCUUUCUCUACCUUCUCCUCCUCCUGCUCUUGGCCCCCCACAGCCUUGAGGGGUGCCAUCCUCCUCAGCGAAGGUUUGAGUACAAGCUCAGCUUCAAAGGACCAAGGUUGGAAUUGCCUGGGGCUGAAAUACCCUUCUGGAGUCUUCAUGGAGAUGCCAUCCUGGGCCUGGAAGAAGUGCGGCUGGCCCCUUCCAUGCGGAACAGAAGUGGUGCCAUGUGGAGCAGGGCCCGCGUUCUCUUCUCUGGCUGGGAGGUGGAGCUGCAGAUGCGGGUGACUGGGCCAGGGCGCCGGGGAGCCCAGGGCAUGGCUGUGUGGUACACCCAGAGCAGAGGCCAAAUCGGCUCUGUCCUGGGGGGGCUGGCCUCGAGGGACGGCAUCGGGAUCCUCUUCGACUCCUCGGCCCAAGAUACUGAGAACAGCCCUGCCAUCCGUGUGCUGGCCAGUAACGGGCAUAUCCCCUACGAGCUGCUUCGGGAUGAAGCCAGCCAGGUGCUGGGCUCUUGCUACCGGGACUUCCGGAACCGGCCAUAUCCCUUCAGAGUGCAGAUCACCUACUGGGGGCAGAGGCUGCGUGUGUCCUUAAACAGUGGCCUCACUCCCAGCGAUCCAGAUGAAGUUUGCGUUGAUGUGGGGCCCCUGCUUUUGGCCCCUGGAGGUUUCUUUGGGGUCUCAGCAGCCACCAGUACCUUCUGGGCAGAUGACCAUGAUGUCUUGUCCUUCCUAACCUUCAGUCUGAGUGAGCCAGGUCCAGAGCACCCACUGCAGCCCUUCCUGGAGAUGGAGCAGCUCCGCCUGGCAAGACAGCUGAAAGAGCUGCGGGCAAGGCUGGCUCUGGGCAUCAGGGAGGACACGAUUCUAAAGCUGAGCUCCAAAGACCAGGAAGAGGGGGAAAGGAUCUAUUACCUGGAGGAGAUACUGGGCAGACACAGCCAGAUCCUGCAGGCUCUCCAGGGUCUCUCCAAGCAGCUAGCCCAGGCUGAGAGGCAGUGGAAGAAGCAAUUGGGGUCCCCGGACCAGACCAGGCCAGAGGGAGCCUGGGCCCAGGACUCCUUCUGCCAGAUUCUAUCCACCCCAGAGAGGAAUGGCCACCUCUCCAGGUCACUCAGUAAGGACUCUGCCAAGGUCAGCACUCUGCUUUGUGGACAGCAGACUUUGCUCCAGGACUUGCAAGAGAUGAGGGAUGCAGCUACUCACAUGGCCUCAAGAGCCAAGGUCUUCUACCUGCCUGUGGGCAUCAAGCAUCAUUUCUUAGAGCUGGACCAGAUUCUGAGCCUCCUGCAAGAGGACCUUCUGGGCCCAGUGAAAGCAUCAACCAAGGACCCCCGCCCACCUGGCCAGCCCCCAGGGACCUCCUCAUGCCUGCAGCCCUACAUCUUCCUGUUCGUCCUCCUCGUUCAGACUGUAGGCUUCUUCUGCUAUGUGCACUUCAGGCAGAAGCUAGACAAGAGACUUCAGGACUGUUUGCACACCGGCCCCUUACCCCCGAGUCCUGAACCAUGUAUCCCCAGGGCCCUGGGGGCUCUGAGGAGGCAUCCCCUCUCCCCCAGCAUGCAUGCAUGACCUACCUCAAA
Molecule: messenger RNA, 1598 nt
Organism: Pteropus alecto (black flying fox)
Lineage: Eukaryota; Metazoa; Chordata; Mammalia; Chiroptera; Pteropodidae
Gene: LMAN1L
Product: lectin, mannose binding 1 like
Exons: 14
Coding region: 1-1587 (528 amino acids)
Biological process (GO): endoplasmic reticulum to Golgi vesicle-mediated transport; endoplasmic reticulum organization; Golgi organization
Cellular component (GO): endoplasmic reticulum membrane; endoplasmic reticulum-Golgi intermediate compartment; COPII-coated ER to Golgi transport vesicle
Molecular function (GO): D-mannose binding
Source: RefSeq, a predicted model, not a curated record